This is a messenger RNA of Prunus armeniaca (apricot), 276 nucleotides long. NCBI's taxonomy places the organism in Eukaryota, Viridiplantae, Streptophyta, Magnoliopsida, Rosales, Rosaceae. The record is from the annotation of a GenBank genome assembly.
AUGUCAAGAGGAGCACAAACGGAAAAUCUAUUUGAUAUAUGGAGCUAUGAUGGGAAAUUGGUUUAUGAGGACAUCAUUGAAGCUACAGAGGAAUUUAAUUCUAAGCAUUGUGUAGGAGCAGGGGGGCAUGCAAGUGUUUAUAAAGCGCAGCUGCAAACAGGCCAGAUUGCUGCAGUGAAGAAACUUCACACGCUACAGGAGGGUGGAAUAACAAUUCUAAGGCUUUCGAGAGUGAGAUUCGAGCUCUCUCAGAAAUCAGCCAUCGCAACAUUGUGA